Messenger RNA from Symbiodinium necroappetens, 696 nucleotides. Lineage: Eukaryota; Dinophyceae; Suessiales; Symbiodiniaceae. The record is from the annotation of a GenBank genome assembly.
AUGCUUCGCUCGGUUCUUGAGUGGCGGCAGCAGAGCGAUGCCGCUAAUGUGCUGCCACGCUGGGAGAAGCGCCGGCACGAGAAGUUAGAUCUGCACUGGAAGGCCCUCGGGCGUUCCGGAGUCGACCACGAGGGUGAUCCUGUGGUUUUCGAGCGUGUCGGGCAGAACGACUUUCCAGGCCUGCUGAGCUGCGAUCCGGAGUUCCUCAAGCAGCACACCAUUUACAAUGCAGAGUGCGUCUUCGCUAGCCUCGAACUCGCAAGACGAGAGAAUUUGAAGAAAGGCAGUAGCCGCGGCUUUCAGUUCACGGUGGUAGUGGACAUGUACGGACUUGACCUGGGUUUCAUGGAUCGGCACCUCCUGGGCUUGCUGCAGACGCUGGGCCGAGUGGAAUCGGACAAUUAUCCUGAGGCCCUCAAGCGGAUCAUCGUCAUCCGGCCUCCCUGGAUCUUCCCCUGGAUAUGGCGUGUGUGUCGCCCUUUCUUGGACCAGGGAACAAUCGAGAAAGUCGAAGUGGUGGACGACAAUGAGACGACAGAAGCACUCCUAAGACACAUUCCUGCCGAGAGUGUGCCGAAGGCACUCGGUGGAAAAUGGUUUGAUGGCAACGACGACUAUUGUUCCAAGUUUAUUGUUCCUGGUAGCAUUUUGCCUCAGGAGAUCAUAGACAUGACUUUUUCCAGCAUCAAAGCUUGA